GAAACCGCAUGACAACAAGAUGGCGGCGCCGCGGGACGGCUGGCUGGCCUUGCGAGGGAGUCCCUGACAGCUAGAAUCUAGAAGUAGAACUAUGAGCUCACCUUUGGCCUCCCUUAGCAAGACCAGGAAAGUGCCCCUGCAGCCAGAGCCUGUGAAUCCUGGGAGGCGAGGGAUAAGAAUCUACAGAGAUGAAGAUGAGGUGGAUAUGCUGAAUGGAGGACAUGGCUCGGAAGAAAAGAUCUCUGUCCCCUCCUGCUAUGGCCAAACCGGUGCCCCUGUGAGCAGGCAAGUCCCUGUAUUCCAUGACUCAGAGCUGAUGGCCUCCAUGGCAAGAAAGUUGGAGGACCUGGAGCGGCAGGUGAAGGCCCAGACUGACGAGAUGCUGUCCAAGGAUCAGAAGAUAUUGGCCCUGGAGGACUUGGUGCAGACCCUCCAGCAACACCAGGGCGAGGAGACCCAGCAGCGGCAGGAGGAGCUGGAGGCCACGUGUGAGCAGCUGCAGCGGCAGGUCGGAGAGAUGGAGCGGUUCCUCAGGGACUAUGGCCUGCAGUGGGUGGGCGAGCCCAUGGACCAGGAGGACUCAGAGGACAAGAUGGUCUCAGAGGAUGGCGUGAGGGACUGGAUGACGGCCAAGAAAUUCUGGAAGCCAGGGGACUCAUUGGUGACCCCUGAGGUGGACUUCGACAGGCUCCUGGACAGCCUGCAGGAUCUCAGUGAGCUGGUGGCAGAGGGUGACACCCAGGUGACACCAGUGCCUGGCGGGGCACGGCUCCGUGUUCUGGAGCCCAUUCCGCUGAAGCUCUACCGGAAUGGCAUCAUGAUGUUUGAUGGGCCCUUUCGGCCCUUUCAUGACCCCUCCACACAGCGCUGCCUCCGAGACAUACUGGAUGGCUUUUUCCCUUCAGAGCUCCAGCGACUGUACCCCGAUGGGGUUCCCUUUAAGGUGAGUGACCUGCGCAAUCAGGUUUACCUGGAGGAUGGGCUGGACCCGUUCCUAGGCGAGGGCCGCGUGGUGGGCUGGCACAGGUUACGCAAGGCCUCGGACGGGGUGAAGGAACACCCAGGCUCCGGAAUGACCGCCGAGAAAUUUCUGAAUAGGCUCCCCAAGGUUGUGAUCCGGCACGGUGAGGUGAUUGACAUCCGGGGCCCCAUCCGGGACACUUUGCAGAGCUGCUGCCCAUUGCCUGUCCGGAUCCAGGAGAUCGUGGUGGAGACGCCUGCCUUGGCUGCUGAGCGGGAGAGGAGCAUAGCAUCACCUAACUCCCCGGCACCCCCGCACUCCAUGCUGCGUAUCAAGUCUGAGAACGGAGAGCAGGCCUUCCUACUGAUGAUGCGGCCUGAAGACACUGUGGGCGACGUCCGUGCCCUGCUAGCGCAGGCCAGGGCCGUGGAUGCUGCUGCCUUUGAGAUCUUCAGCACAUUCCCAUCCACAGUCUACCAUGAUGAUGCACUCACGCUGCAGGCUGCAGGCCUGGUGCCCAAUGCGGCGCUGUUGCUGCGGGCACGACGGGCCCUGCAGUCCAGCCCCAGCUUUGGAUCUGGUCCCCGUCCCGGCCCCAGCCCCAAAUAA
This is a messenger RNA of Cynocephalus volans (Philippine flying lemur), 1570 nucleotides long. RefSeq names its product UBX domain protein 11 (gene UBXN11). NCBI's taxonomy places the organism in Eukaryota, Metazoa, Chordata, Mammalia, Dermoptera, Cynocephalidae. Gene Ontology annotation, biological process: proteasome-mediated ubiquitin-dependent protein catabolic process. Bases 92 to 1570 code for a protein of 492 amino acids. The transcript is spliced from 15 exons. Gene Ontology annotation, molecular function: ubiquitin binding. The record is from RefSeq and is a predicted model, not a curated record.